Messenger RNA from Macrosiphum euphorbiae (potato aphid), 396 nucleotides. Lineage: Eukaryota; Metazoa; Arthropoda; Insecta; Hemiptera; Aphididae. The record is from the annotation of a GenBank genome assembly.
AUGAGUUCUCCGUCGUUAAAAGAUCUGCCAAAGGUAGCAUUCGACCUUAAAAAUCAACUCGAGGGGUUCAAUCCCGACAAUAUGAAAAAGGCUGAUACUAAUGAAAAAAUCAUUCUUCCUACUGCUGAAGACGUAGCUGCAGAAAAAACCCAAAAAGCCAUCACUGAAGCACUUAUUGAAGGUGUUGGUGGGUUCGAUACUAACAAACUGAAACACACCGAGACUCAAGAAAAAAAUCCACUCCCUGAUAAGACUGUGAUCGAAGCCGAAAAGGAACAACAACAAUUAAUUGCCGGUAUUGAGAACUUUGACACCGCAAAGUUGAAACCCACAGUAACUGAAGAAAAAAACCCAUUGCCCACUAAAGAAGUCAUAGCUGAAGAGAAAAAAGCCUAA